AUGACACUUUGGACGUUGUCAAUUGUCAAUCGCGUGAAUUCGCUCACCACCACAGCCACACUUGGCGACGUCAUUCUGCUUCGAAAUGAGCUCGCGAGGCAAUCUGGCAUUUGGAGUUUCAGUCUUGCCACCUACUCCCGAUUUCCUGCUGUCAUUUCCCGCAAGGGCCCAUUGGAGCCGGUCACCUUUGGCAUCUGUCGAUCAACAGGCGUGCUGUGUCAGUGGUUGCGUCAGCUUGAAAUGAUUUACGACGAAGACGUCUCAGACGAUCUCAUCUACACCGAAAAUAUUGGUUGUGAAUGCACAGUUUUCGCUUACUUCCCAUCCUUCUUCCUAACUUCUUACGCGGUAAUACCCGUCGUGUCGUCAGGAGGUACUACGAUUACCAUGAUUGAAGAUGCUCUUGAUGUUGGGUUACAAUUGCCCCUUUCUGACCUACAGGGACACUAA
Molecule: messenger RNA, 450 nt
Organism: Mesocestoides corti
Lineage: Eukaryota; Metazoa; Platyhelminthes; Cestoda; Cyclophyllidea; Mesocestoididae
Source: the annotation of a GenBank genome assembly